UCUAGGGCGUGGAGAAGAGGUGUGAUCGGCGACGCCCCGAUGGCGACGGUGGGAACAGACGCUACCACCAUUGAUCGCUUUCUAAACUGUGACUACGGGAAAUGGGGCUUCUCUUCCAAGGUGGAGUCCGUAUCAAUCCCCAAGGGGCUGUCCGAGGAGACGAUCCGCCUCAUCUCCAGCAAGCGCCAGGAGCCGCCAUGGAUGCUCGACUUCCGGAUGGACGCCUUCCACAAGUGGCAAAAGAUGGCACCGCCCUCGUGGUCCGAGCUUCGCCACCCGCCCGUUGACUUCCAGGACAUGAGCUACUACUCGGAGCCCAAGCCCUCGGAGCACGCCGCCAUCGUCGACGCAUACCAGCGCCUGGGCGUUGACCUGGGGCCGCCACCCGAGUCAACGCCUGGGUCUAAGCCCAGGUCAAUGGCCGUUGACGCCGUCUUUGACAGCACGUCCGUGGCGUUGACCCACCACCGGGAGCUCGAGGACGGCGGUGUCUUCUUCCGCUCGCUCUCCCAGGCCGUGCGCGAGUUCCCGGAGGUCGUCCGGGACAACCUCGGCCGCGUGGUUCCGGCCUCGGACAACUUCUACGCGGCUCUCAACUCGGCGGUGUUUAGCGAUGGAUCAUUUUGCUACGUGAAGGCCGGGGGAGGAGUGAGCAUCCCUCUUUCCACGCAGUUCCGGAUCAACGCGCCAGAGACUGGGCAAUUCGAGCGAACUUUGAUCGUGGUCGAGGAGGGUGGUCACCUGACGUACCUCGAGGGCUGCACGGCCACGGCUCACGACACAAACCAGCUCCAUGCCGCGGUCGUGGAGCUCUACUGCGCGAGGAACGCAAAGAUCGACUACUACACGGUGCAAAACUGGUACUCCGGUGAUCAGCAGGGACGCGGUGGGAUUUACAACUUCGUGACCAAGAGGGGACUUUGUGACGGAGAGAAGUCGGAGAUAUCGUGGUCGCAAGUUGAGACUGGCUCCGCGAUCACUUGGAAGUAUCCUAGCGUUGUGCUGCGAGGCGAUGGCUCCGUGGGGAAGUUUCACUCGGUGGCAUUGACACAAAACCAGCAGCAGGCCGACACGGGCAGCAAGAUGAUCCAUCUUGGGAAGAACACCAAGAGCUUCAUCGUGAGCAAGGGAGUCUCGGCUGGAAACUCCACGAAUUGCUACCGGGGGCUCGUGCAGAUCCAGCCCUCGGCAGCUGGAGCCAGGAACUUCUCGCAGUGCGACUCGCUGCUCAUUGGAAACAAGUCUACUGCGAGCACCUUUCCAGUCAUCCAGGGACGGAAUCCGAGCUCCCGGAUCGAGCACGAGGCGAGCACGUCCAAGGUGAGCGACGAGCAGCUGUUCUACUUCAGGCAGCGAGGCAUCAGCGAGGACGUAGCAGCAGCAAUGAUUGUGAGCGGGUUCUGUCGUGAUGUCGUGGACCAGUUUGUUGGAGAGUUUGAGAGGGAGCUUCCCGAGCUUCUCAAGAUGAAGCUCAAGGGCUGCGUUGGUUAGAAGAGAGAGAAUGAGCGAAGUCAUCAAAGAAUUGUGUUGAUGAAUUUUGCUUUAAAGCUCAAGAAGGUUAGAUUG
This is a messenger RNA of Selaginella moellendorffii, 1566 nucleotides long. Its product is annotated as UPF0051 protein in atpA 3'region. The coding region runs from base 40 to 1491 and encodes 483 amino acids. Gene Ontology annotation, biological process: iron-sulfur cluster assembly. NCBI's taxonomy places the organism in Eukaryota, Viridiplantae, Streptophyta, Lycopodiopsida, Selaginellales, Selaginellaceae. The record is from RefSeq and is a predicted model, not a curated record. The transcript is spliced from 4 exons.